CUCAAGUUUAAGCCGUGGAAAUGGGACGAAUGGUGAGCAGUUGGGUGACGUUUUUGCUGCUUCAGCUAACGCUGGGCCUAAUUGCUGAUGUGGCUUCUUCCAAUGGUGGCUAUGUUUUGCUGCGUGACGUCAUCAGGCGAACAGAACAAGACAGCACAGAGAAAUCUUCCGUCAUUAGUUCCAUACAGAAUGUGAUGGACAAAGUACUCCUUGACGGGAUAACUGCUAGUGAGUUGAAGGAGACCGCUGAAAGUGUGGGAAACAUUAGCAGCCUGUUAAUAGGCAAUAAGGCAGUAAAUGUAACCGAGGUGGAUGCGGUGUUGAAAGACGCUCUAAACGAUGACGAUCAAAACGCAACGUCCACACAAAAUGACACACUGACAAUGUACAGUAGUCAAUUAGCUACACAGUUGAAACAAUGGGAUUCACUUAAGUCAAGAUUAGACCAACUACAAGAUACUGCGGAAAAUUAUUUAACUACAGUCGCUGGAAUCGUUGUUUCAUCCAGUAACAUUAUAUCUACAGUUGUUGAUACAGUUGACUACCUUGCUCAGAAACAGCGGAGGACUUUAAAAAGAAUUUCCCGUGGAAAGCAAAAGUUUUCAAGGCAGUAUUACGACAGCUAUGGCGGAGGCGGCUACGACUACGGCGAAACCUAUGAUAGUUAUGACUACGGUUAUGAUACUUACGACAACAGCGACACUUAUGAUACUUACGACAACAGCGACACGUAUGAUAGCUAUGACAACAGCGACACUUAUGAUACCUACGACAACAGCGAAACGUAUGAUACCUAUGACAACAGCGACACGUAUGAUACAUAUGACAACAGCGACACGUAUGAUACAUACGACAACAGCGACACGUAUGAUACAUACGACAACAGCGACACUUAUGAUACCUACGACAACAGCGACACUUAUGAUACCUACGACAACAGCGACACUUAUGAUACCUACGACAACAGCGACACUUAUGAUACCUACGACAAUAGCGACACUUCUGAUAGCUAUGACAACAGCGACACUUCUGAUAGCUAUGACAACAGCGACACUUACACCGGCAGCUACGACAAUAGUAUGACAGAUGGUGAUGUUGCAGAUGGUGAGGUUACCGAUGGUUAUGUUACCGAUGGUGAUGUUACAGAUGGUGAAGUUACAGAUGGUGAUGUUACCGAUGGUGAUGUUACAGAUGGUGAGGUUACCGAUGGUUAUGUUACCGAUGGUGAUGUUACAGAUGGUGAAGUUACAGAUGGUGUCGUUACCGAUGGUGAUGUUACAGAUGGUGAGGUUACCGAUGGUUAUGUUACCGAUGGUGAUGUUACAGAUGGUGAGGUUACAGAUGGUGUCGUUACCGAUGGUGAUGUUGCAGAUGGUGAGGUUACCGAUGGUUAUGUUACCGAUGGUGAUGUUACAGAUGGUGAGGUUACAGAUGGUGUGGUUACCGAUGGUGAUGUUACCGAUGGUGAUGUUACAGAUGGUUAUGUUACCGAUGGUGAUGUUACAGAUGGUGAUGUUACCGAUGGUGAUGUUACAGAUGGUGAUGUUACCGAUGGUGAUGUUACAGAUGGUGAAGUUACAGAUGGUGGUGUAACAGAUGGUCAUGUAACAGAUGAUGGUGUGACAGAUCCGGAUACUCAACCGACUACACCAUCAAAUGAAAAUAGCGGGAAACUAGGAAAUGGUGGUGGUGGGAAGGGUAGCGGUGGUGGUGGUGGUGGGAAGGGUAGCGGUGGUGGGGGAAAGGGGGGCGGAGGUGGUGGGAAGGGGGGCGGUGGUUCAAAUGUUGGACCAAACAGGACAACCAGACCACCCAAGACAACCAGACCACCCAAGACAACCAGACCACCUAAGACAACCAGAGCACCUAAGACGACUGUUGCCCAUACGACUCACCAGACAACCGCUAAAGUGACCACGACUCUCAACAACACCAUCACGACAUCAGCCGACCCGUUUCUUUGGGGUGUCGACAAAGUUGCCGAUUACAAAUCUCCAAACGGCAGCAUCUUGGCGUCCACUCUUUUGUAUAAGCAGUACCAAUGGCAGGCUUAA
Molecule: messenger RNA, 2054 nt
Organism: Physella acuta
Lineage: Eukaryota; Metazoa; Mollusca; Gastropoda; Physidae
Product: dentin sialophosphoprotein
Source: RefSeq, a predicted model, not a curated record